This is a messenger RNA of Galendromus occidentalis (western predatory mite), 760 nucleotides long. RefSeq names its product protein max. The coding region runs from base 166 to 636 and encodes 156 amino acids. The transcript has 4 exons. Lineage: Eukaryota; Metazoa; Arthropoda; Arachnida; Mesostigmata; Phytoseiidae. The record is from RefSeq and is a predicted model, not a curated record. Gene Ontology annotation, biological process: positive regulation of transcription by RNA polymerase II. Gene Ontology annotation, cellular component: RNA polymerase II transcription regulator complex. Gene Ontology annotation, molecular function: DNA-binding transcription factor activity; protein dimerization activity.
ACCGUAGCCACGCAGCGGAUCGCCGAGCAGUAGAGCUAUCAACAAGACAAGCUACCGUAACACCGUUCCUGAGCACACGGACCUUGGACGAACCCAGUUGAGGAUCCGGAGCGGCAACGGAAUACUGAAUACGUAUAUUUGGAGCAGCCUCAAAAGAUCGCAAUCAUGAGUGAAGACGAAUCCUUCGGAUCCGACGAUGAUAUUAUGUCGCCCGGCUCUUCUGCGGCGAGAACUACUUUCGCCAACGAAGAUGAGAAACGAGCUCAUCACAAUGCUCUCGAACGGAAACGUCGAGACCAUAUCAAGCAUUCAUUCAAUUCUCUCCGGGACGCGGUCCCCAACCUCGAGCCCGACGGGAGCAAAGUGAGCCGCGCCGAAAUUCUCAAACGAGCGGCCGAGUACAUCAAGUCGAUGCGGAAAAGGAAUUCGGCGCAUCAGCAAGACAUUCAUGAGCUUCAGAAACAAAAUCAGAAUCUCGAGAAGCAAAUCGAGAGUAUUCAAGUCCUGCAGAACUCCCACUCUGGGGGGAACGCCGCCAACAUGGCCAACUAUGACGGAUCUAAUUCGGACGACGAAACAGACUCCGGAACCAGCGGCGACGAGGACCGCCAUCGGAAGAGAAUCAAAACCUGUUGAACGACGAGCAUUAGACCUAUGGCGUCGUGCAAAUGUAUAUGUACUCUUUGAUAGCGAUCCUCAGAUCCUCAGACCAUGGGGCGAGACACUAUGAAAAAUGGACCCAAAAAUUGUAGGUAUAAAU